Molecule: messenger RNA, 925 nt
Organism: Pseudoliparis swirei
Lineage: Eukaryota; Metazoa; Chordata; Actinopteri; Perciformes; Liparidae
Gene: nudt1
Product: nudix (nucleoside diphosphate linked moiety X)-type motif 1
Exons: 5
Coding region: 110-622 (170 amino acids)
Biological process (GO): DNA protection
Molecular function (GO): 8-oxo-7,8-dihydroguanosine triphosphate pyrophosphatase activity
Source: RefSeq, a predicted model, not a curated record
ACCGAGGAGUGGAGACACCUCCUCUGAAGGGAGAAGCGCCACAUUGCAGCGCUUCCUGGGGUCAUAGGCACGAGGCUCACGUCACGAGUGCAGACUUUGAACAGGUGAGAUGCUGAGCUCCAGCAAGCUGCUGACCCUGGUGCUCGUGGUCCAGCCGGGCAGAGUGCUGCUCGGCUUGAAGAAGAGAGGCUUCGGGGCCGGGAAGUGGAACGGGUUCGGAGGUAAAGUGGAGCCUGGAGAGACCAUUGAAGAGGGGGCAAGAAGAGAGCUGCUGGAGGAGAGCGGGCUCACGGUGGACGCGCUCCAGAAGGUCGGAAACAUCACGUUUGAAUUUGUCGGUGAACCGCAGCUGCUCGACGUCCAUGUUUUCAGAGCCGACGCCUUCAACGGAGAGCCGACGGAGUCAGAAGAAAUGCGGCCUCAGUGGUUCCAAUGUGACCAAAUUCCUUUCAGUCAGAUGUGGGCCGACGACAUCCUCUGGUUCCCGCUGCUGCUCCAGAUGAAGAAGUUCGUCGGAUACUUUAAGUUUCAGGGUCACGACGUGAUCCUCAGCCACAAGCUGGAGGAGGUGGAGGAGAUCUGUAACCGGCCUGAUGAAGGGCUUCCUCAAAUGCUAAAGUAAUCACCCAGUCCAGUCUUUAGAUGUUCUUUUCUAUAAUUAAUGAGUUUAACUGGUUUUCUGUGAUGGUUCACGUGAGAGAAAAAAAUCAAUCAAAGCAGCGUUGCACUGAAAGAAAUAUCCAUUCGGUCAUUUUAUUUUCAGGAUCAUUGAUUUAACACAAUUCAGAAAGGACUUGUAAAUAUUUACAGUAUCUACAGUAAUCAUUUUCUUGGAUUUCAUGUUCUGUGCACGUUAGUUAUGCGAUUCAGAAACAUUUGAACAGCGUCAGUUUCUUCAUGAAAUAAAAAAAAAAAGUGCACAUUU